This is a messenger RNA of Raphanus sativus (radish), 1260 nucleotides long. RefSeq names its product probable adenylate kinase 7, mitochondrial. The record is from RefSeq and is a predicted model, not a curated record. Gene Ontology annotation, biological process: nucleobase-containing compound metabolic process. Gene Ontology annotation, molecular function: ATP binding; AMP kinase activity. NCBI's taxonomy places the organism in Eukaryota, Viridiplantae, Streptophyta, Magnoliopsida, Brassicales, Brassicaceae. Bases 161 to 973 code for a protein of 270 amino acids. Gene Ontology annotation, cellular component: cytoplasm; mitochondrion. The transcript has 4 exons.
AAUAUCGGUGGAUUAGUGAAAAAGGGAGGGGCAGUUAAGAGAGAGAGAGAGAGAGAGAGAGUCCCAUCUGUUUCUUGUUAAACCUCCACAGAGUCGGCUGCUAUUCUCUCUCUCUCUCUCCUCUCUGAAUCCGCCGCCACUCCUUCACCAAUCAAUCAGCAUGGCAUGGCUGAGCCGCGUGAGAGGAGUUUUGCCGCUUUCAAGGCUCGUAGCGACGCGCCGAUCGUUCGGAUCAUCGGCGGCAGUGGCGUUUGACUACGACUCCGAUGACGAGGAGUACCUGUACGGUGGCAAUCGGCGUUUGGAGGAGCCGAAACUGGAUUUAGAGAGGUAUGGGACGGAGAGGGGAGUCCAAUGGGUGGUGAUGGGGGCGCCGGGAGCAUGGAGACACGUCUUCGCAGAGAGGCUCUCAAGCCUUCUUGAAGUUGCUCACAUUUCGAUGGGAUCGCUGGUCCGUCAAGAGCUAAGCCCUACAUCUUCUCUCUACAAGCAGAUUGCUAGUUCUGUUAAUGAAGGAAAGCAUGUUCCCAAGGGUCUUGUGUUUGCUCUGCUAUCAAAGCGCCUUGAAGAAGGCUAUGCAAGGGGAGAAUCAGGUUUCAUUCUCGAUGGCAUUCCCCGCACUCUUCAUCAAGCCGAAACUCUUGAUCAAAUCGCUCAUAUUGACCUCGUUGUGAAUCUUAAAUGCUCUGAGGACCAUCUGGUAAACCGAUCUGCUCUUAGCGAAACACCUCUACCUCCCCAGGAGUUCCUCGGCUCUAUCUUACACUCAUCUGUUGCAAUCAAAGCCCGGAGGGAGAGCCUGAGUGUCUACGCUGAGGAGGUGAAGCCCCUGGAAGAUUACUACAGAAAGCAGAGGAAACUUCUGGACUUUCAUGUCGGCGGUGCUACAUCAGCAGAAACAUGGCAGGGCUUAUUGUUAGCCUUGCAUCUGAAGCAGGCUAAUUUGGCGACUUCACAGAAGCUGACUCUGUGAUGACGAUGAACACAAGCAUCGUCUAAGCUUUGCUUUAUAAAUUUUGAUCCUUUUCUUUUCAUUUUUGAUGGGACUGUGUGUCUCGGUCGGGCACUACCUGAUUUUUCUUUUGCUUUCACAAUAUAUAUGCAACUCAAAAAGUUUUGCGAGAGAUCUCCAAAAGUGAUGAGGAUGAAACACAUAAAGCUUGUAAUGAGUCUAUAAAUAUAUAGAGUGUAAUAAUUUCCCUAUAACCAAAUAUUGUCAAUGAUUGGCAUUUGUUAAUUAACAAGUCUAGAUUUGCUUCA